UGGGGGGGAGUUUGUGGUUCUAUCAAGAGAUGAUGUUUUCGUCUGCGGGCAAGCGCUGCUUCACGAUAGAGUCUCUGGUGGCCAAAGAGAACCCGCUAACGGCCGAGGAGCCCAUCCGCCCGACGGCUUUGAGCUACUCCAACCCGACGACAGAUGCCUUAAUGAACAGCUACCAGGCUCCCCCGGCCCGCUCCCUCUACCAGAGCCCGGAGCUGGUGUUCCCGGAGACGGUGAACCACCCGUCCCUCACCGUGGCUCCUCACCAGCUCGGAGGCUCCCACCUACAGCAUCCGCACUUCUUCGGGACGCAGCACAGAGACCCGCUCAACUUCUACCCCUGGGUGUUACGGAACAGGUUUUUUGGACACAGAUUCCAAGGUAACGACGUGUCCCAGGACAGCCUGCUGCUCCACGGCCCCUUCGCCAGGAAACCCAAACGCAUCCGGACGGCCUUCUCUCCGUCGCAGCUGCUCCGCCUGGAAAGAGCCUUCGAGAAGAACCACUAUGUGGUCGGAGCCGAGAGGAAGCAGCUGGCCAACAGUCUGAGUCUAUCUGAAACACAGGUGAAGGUGUGGUUCCAGAACAGGAGGACCAAGUACAAGCGGCAGAAGCUGGAGGAGGAGGGACCAGAGAGCCAGCAGAAGAAGAAGGGAAACCACCACAUCAACAGAUGGCGCAUCGCCACCAAGCAGGCCAGCUCCGAGGACAUUGACGUGACCUCAGAGGACUAAAAUAAAAUUUAAAAAAAGAGAAAAAAAAAGAAAAAAAAACGCCGUCCGACCUCCGACAAUGCUGCCCUGAACCCUGCGUCGACCUUCCGACGCAUCAGAGGACCAAUACUAUUUAUUAUGUAAUAUUAUUAAGUAUAAUUAGACACAUUAGAGGAAGGCUCAAGGACUUCUGAUCGCCACACGUCUCCUCACAACCGGAAAUAAAUAAACCAUCUUAUUUAAUGGCAUCCAUCCUGAAGGUGUGUGGAUGAAGGGAUCAUUCAAAGAGAAACGACCUCUAUCAGUUUAACAUUGUACAUACAGGCCAGUGAUAAAGGUUGUUUCUGAAACAGGCUAUUUGUUUCAUUAAAGCUGUUUGUUUUUUUAUUUAAUCACAUGCUUAGGUCAUUAACACCUCACCGCGCCACCUGUGCUCCAGGUUUCAUUUGAAAUUUCUCCUCAAGAAACGUGUCGACGCACACCUUGGUUUUUUUUUUUUUUUUUAAAUCCACCCGAGCCAGAAGAAGAAGGCAGGAGAUGAAGAAUAUUUUAUUCCUGCUUUUUGUGGCUCCAGAGCCCAUCCAUCCAUCCCAGCACUUUGUUCCACUUCCUAAUGAAGAUUUAAAAAAAGAGGCGAUUCGCGUCCAGCUGUGCGCGACAUCUGGGACAGGACGAGACGCUGCAGAGACCCCUGGCGUUGGGGCCGAGUUGAGCCGAGAACGCAGCUUUUGUUCCGCAUUUGUCACGCGUGGAUCUUGACGGGUGACAUCUCCACUUGCAGAUUUCAUUGUGUGUAGUAUAAAACGUAUAUACUUUUCGAGCAGAACAUGUAAGUACAAGAAGAUGUUUUAGAAAUAAAAGCGGG
Messenger RNA from Stegastes partitus (bicolor damselfish), 1575 nucleotides. It is a transcript of the gene emx1, whose product is annotated as empty spiracles homeobox 1. NCBI's taxonomy places the organism in Eukaryota, Metazoa, Chordata, Actinopteri, Pomacentridae. The transcript is spliced from 3 exons. Gene Ontology annotation, biological process: regulation of transcription by RNA polymerase II; central nervous system development; brain development. The record is from RefSeq and is a predicted model, not a curated record. Gene Ontology annotation, molecular function: RNA polymerase II cis-regulatory region sequence-specific DNA binding; DNA-binding transcription factor activity, RNA polymerase II-specific. Gene Ontology annotation, cellular component: nucleus. Bases 30 to 731 code for a protein of 233 amino acids.